Molecule: messenger RNA, 1031 nt
Organism: Prorocentrum cordatum
Lineage: Eukaryota; Dinophyceae; Prorocentrales; Prorocentraceae
Source: the annotation of a GenBank genome assembly
GGCUCGAGCCGCGCCCCCCUGGACAGGGGCGUCGCGCCGGAGGACCCCCCCGCGCGCCUCCCAGCAAUGGGGGACGAUCCGGAGUGGGUGCUGGUGGCAGAAGGCCAGGGCAUCGCGUUCAGCGAGCCGGCCGCGAGCGCCCCCGAGGGCCUGGUGCCGCCGUGGCUGGAAGCAGCCGUCGAAGGCGGCAUCGUGUUCUACGACCCCGACGGCAACGAGGUGGUCGUGCCUUCGGACCAGGUCGGCGCUUUUCAGCAGGGCCUGGAGAGCGUGCGGGAGUUCGAGCACUCACUGGCCAGCCAGGACGCGGCCUCGGGGCAGGUGAUCACUGUCCCAGACAGCGCGCAGCGGCCGCGCACUCCGGAGGCCCGCCCCGGGGCGGCGCCUGCCGCGAACGGGUGCGCCAGCCGCGCUGGCUGCGCGCCGGCGGCCGUGGCCGCCUCCGCGGAGGAGGAGGCGGCUCGACAGAACCUCAAGUUCGCGGUGCAGAAGAGGUACUUUGCGCUGCUGCGUUGUGGCGUUGACCCCAACGAGGCAGCUGUUCGCGCGGUGCUGGAGGCCAAGAACGCUUCUUGCGGGACAACCGCGGCAGCGAGGCCUCGCCGCCAGGAGGAGAGCCCCGAGCCGCGUGCGCCCCCAGAUGCGACAAGAGAAGGCGGCCCCGGCGAGAGCAGCUCGUGGGGGAGCAGCUCGGCGAACAGCCGGCGCAGCUGCGCCUCACAGCAGCGGCAGUCGGCGCAGCCGCAGCAGGGCCGUCGCAAGGACGUAUCCGUGGCCGCCUGAGCGGCGCCGACGCGCGCUCCCAGCGGCGCCCUUCGAUGCCCGCGCUGACUGGCGGCGGGCGCGUGCAGGGAGCCCCCUCCCAGGGACGUGCGGCUGACCGCCUCACCGAUCCCGGCGGGGCCCCUCCUGGCCCCAGGGUUGGCGCACGCCCCCCCGCUCGCAGGGCAGGCGCAGACGCGUACAGGGAGGCCGGAAGAAGUAGGGGGGGCCGGCCCUUCCGCUCUUCCCACGCCUGGCCAGUUCGCCUG